AUGGAGUGAACUCUGUCACAGGGCGGGACACACACAGCAUCAAUGCACUGAGCCUGAAACAGUUCGGACCAGAGAAACUUUGGGUAAACAUGGCUUCUAGACAUCAGGUCCAGCGUCUGACGGAGGAGCUCAACUGUGCCAUUUGUCUGGAAUUCUUAAACGAUCCUGUUAGUCUGGACUGUGGCCACAACUUCUGUCGCUCCUGUAUCACCCGGAGUUGGAAGAAGCAUAAGGAAAACUCCUGUCCAGAAUGUCGCCAAGUUACUGCUGAGAGGAAACUGAACGUUAAUUGGGCCUUGGCCAUUUUAGUGGAGAAAGCUCGUGAAUUCAUUCUGGUCCCAACACAGUUGGCAAUUAAACCUCAGUGUGAGAAACACCGGGAGGAACUGAAGUUGUUCUGUGAAACAGACAAGAAAUUGAUAUGUGUAGUUUGCAUUCAUGGUCAGGAACACAGAGGUCACAGCUUGCUGCCGAUUGACGAAGCUGCUGAAAUCUACAAGGAUCAAGCGAAAUCCUCCUUAGCUUCUCUCACACAGAGGAAGGAAAGUGCUCUGCAGAUUGAAGCCGAACAGAGAGAAAAGAUUUCACAAGUUAAGGAACAUGCAAACAGUCUACAGACUCACGUCACGGGUGAGUUUGCUAAAAUGCACCAGAGUCUGACUUACAGAGAGCAGCGAGUGAUUCGAGAUCUCAGACAGCGAGAGGCGGAGAUUUUAAAGAGAAUGGAGACAAAUCUGCGAGAGAUUCAGUGCAAAUUAGAUUCUGUUCAACAAGAACUCUCCGAGUUACAGUCACAGAUUGGAAAAGACGCUCUGGCCUUCCUGCAGGAGGAAGCUGCUGGCAACAGAAGGGUCAGUGACGAGGGGUUUCAUCUGUCAGUGUGUGAGGCUGAGCUGCCGGUGGCCAAGUACAAAUGGCCUUUGAAGAACACAGUCUGGAGACAGAUUAUAGAUACCAUCAGCCCAGGUAAAUCUCCGGCCUCUCUGACUCUGGAUCCUGACACAGCGAAUCCCUACCUCAUCUUGUCUGAGGACCUGACCAGCGUCAGAGACGGAGACACACGGCAGCAGCUCCCUGACUCCCGGAAAAGGUUUGAUCCCUGUGUCUGUGUCCUGGGGUCUGAGGGCUUCACAUCAGGGAGACAUUACUGGGAGGUACAGGUGGCCAACAAGACUGAGUGGGAUGUGGGAUUGGCCCGAGAGUCUGUCAGCAGGAAAGGAAAGAUCACACUGACACCAGAGAACGGAUUCUGGGCUGUGGUAAUGAGAAACGGGGAUCAAUAUCAAGCUGGUGCAUCAGUUCUCCGCCUUUCCCUGAGAGAGAGACCCAGGAAGCUGGGAGUUUACCUGGACUAUGAGGGGGGAGAGGUGACAUUUUACAACGCUGAUAACAUGUCUCAUCUCCACACUUUCACACAGACUUUCACUGAGAAACUUUAUCCUUACUUCUAUCCCGGUGUUGAUGAUGGCGGCAAAAUCUGUGAUCCUCUGAGGAUCUGCCGAGUGACAGAUUAA
This is a messenger RNA of Callorhinchus milii (elephant shark), 1514 nucleotides long. RefSeq names its product zinc-binding protein A33-like. Gene Ontology annotation, molecular function: protein binding; zinc ion binding. The record is from RefSeq and is a predicted model, not a curated record. The coding region runs from base 90 to 1514 and encodes 474 amino acids. Lineage: Eukaryota; Metazoa; Chordata; Chondrichthyes; Chimaeriformes; Callorhinchidae. The transcript is spliced from 6 exons.